This is a messenger RNA of Hirsutella rhossiliensis, 552 nucleotides long. RefSeq lists its product as uncharacterized. Lineage: Eukaryota; Fungi; Ascomycota; Sordariomycetes; Hypocreales; Ophiocordycipitaceae. The transcript is spliced from 2 exons. The record is from RefSeq and is a predicted model, not a curated record. Bases 1 to 552 code for a protein of 183 amino acids.
AUGACCUUUAUCUUGACCCAGACCUCACGUUCGCCGCCGCUUACCGACAACUUGCAACAUUUCGAUACCAACGUGAAUCUGGAGCAUUACCAUACGGACUGGUCAACUAUCACCUUCAACAGUGUCCGUAGCAAGCACAGUGACAAGGACCUCCACGCUGUGCUUGAUAUAAUGCUUGACAAGCUCCAAUUGUGUCAACGAGCGAUUGGGCCGGAAAUAGCUGGCGAAAGCAACCUCCGCAACGCAGUCAUCCGCGCUUGCCGUGGAACGCCUGAGCUCAACACCCAAUGGUAUACCGACCGCAAGUAUCAACAGAAUAGACCCCCCUUCCGCAACAAUAACAGCGCGAACCCCAAACGACAGCCGCAGAGAAAGAAGGUGUGCUUCAUCUGCGGCAAAGCUGGCUGUUGGUCUACCAAGCAUACCAUAGAAGAACGGAAACAAUCACGGAUGUAUUUCCUUAAUGCCCACAAUGCCUCCGACACGACCCCGGACUUCGCCAUGUUCCUCGCCGAAUUCGAAGGUCAUGAACUUGACGAGACCCUGUCCUGA